Messenger RNA from Microthlaspi erraticum, 1431 nucleotides. The record is from the annotation of a GenBank genome assembly. Lineage: Eukaryota; Viridiplantae; Streptophyta; Magnoliopsida; Brassicales; Brassicaceae.
AUGUUCGUUGAACAGAGUCUCACAGAUCACGAGAGUGGCGAUAUUAGCAAGAAUUUUGACGAUGAUGGCCGCGAGAAAAGAACAGGGACAUGGAUGACGGGGAGUGCACACAUAAUAACCGCAGUGAUAGGGUCAGGAGUGUUGUCGCUUGCGUGGGCAAUAGCACAGCUCGGAUGGGUGGCAGGACCCGCCGUACUAAUGGCCUUUUCCUUGAUCACAUACUUUACAUCAACCAUGCUUGCCGACUGUUAUCGUUUUCCAGAUCCUGUCACCGGAAAACGCAACUAUACCUACAUGGAAGUUGUCCGCUCUUACUUAGGAGGAAGAAAAGUGAUGUUAUGCGGAUUGGCUCAGUACGGGAAUCUUAUUGGAAUAACAAUCGGCUAUACAAUCACAGCGUCGAUAAGCAUGGUGGCAAUAAAGAGGUCAAACUGCUUCCACAAGAAUGGGCAUAAUGUGAAAUGUUCCACUUCAAGCACUCCCUUCAUGAUCGUAUUUGCAAUCAUCCAAAUUAUUCUUAGCCAAAUACCAAAUUUCCACAACCUCUCUUGGCUCUCCAUUCUAGCGGCUGUGAUGUCCUUUUCUUACGCCUCUAUCGGCGUCGGUCUUUCCAUCUUCAAAGUGGCCGGUGACAGUGGGCACGCAAGAACGGCACUAACAGGAGUAACGGUAGGAGUUGAUGUAACGGGUCCCGAUAAAGUAUGGAGAACGUUCCAAGCAAUUGGAGACAUUGCGUUUGCCUAUGCCUACUCAACAGUACUCAUUGAGAUACAGGAUACAUUGAAAGCAGGUUCACUAUCAGAAAACAAAGCCAUGAAAAGAGCAAGCUUUAUAGGUGUCUCCACAACGACAUUCUUCUACAUGUUAUGCGGCUGUGUGGGUUACGCUGCCUUUGGAAAUGAUGCACCUGGAAACUUCCUAACCGGUUUUGGUUUUUAUGAGCCUUUCUGGCUAAUCGACUUUGCUAAUGUUUGCAUCGCUGUGCAUCUUGUUGGUGCGUACCAGGUCUUUUGCCAGCCCAUUUUCCAGUUUAUAGAGAGUCAAAGCGCAUUACGUUGGCCAAACAACAAGUUUAUCACACAAGAAUACAAAAUCAACGUCCCUUGUUGUGGUGAAGUUGGUAUCAAUUUCUUCAGAUUGGUUUGGAGGACUUCAUAUGUUGUGGUCACUGCGGUUGUAGCCAUGAUCUUUCCUUUUUUCAACGAUUUCUUGGGUCUUAUUGGAGCAGCUUCGUUUUGGCCUUUGACUGUUUACUUUCCCAUUGAGAUGCAUAUUGCUCAGAGAAAGAUGAAGAAGUUUUCUUUCACUUGGACGUGGCUUAAAAUCUUGAGCUGGGCUUGUUUCCUCGUCUCCCUUGUUGCCGCAGCCGGGUCUGUGCAAGGACUCAUACAAAGUCUUAAGGAUUUCAAGCCUUUUACGGCUCCUGAGUGA